Saccharomyces cerevisiae S288C is the source of this 2877-nucleotide messenger RNA. It is a transcript of the gene VID30, whose product is annotated as glucose-induced degradation complex subunit VID30. The coding region runs from base 1 to 2877 and encodes 958 amino acids. Gene Ontology annotation, biological process: negative regulation of gluconeogenesis. The record is from RefSeq and is marked reviewed. NCBI's taxonomy places the organism in Eukaryota, Fungi, Ascomycota, Saccharomycetes, Saccharomycetales, Saccharomycetaceae. Gene Ontology annotation, cellular component: nucleus; cytoplasm. The transcript has a single exon.
AUGUCUGAAUAUAUGGAUGACGUAGACCGCGAAUUCAUUAACUGUUUGUUCCCGAGCUACUUGCUGCAACAGCCUGUGGCUUAUGAUUUAUGGAUUUUAUAUUUGCAACAUAGAAAACUCUUUCACAAACUGAAGAACACUAACUUAAUCAACGCUGAUGAAAAUCCCACUGGCGUUGGAAUGGGCAGGACAAAGUUAACUGCUUUAACAAGGAAAGAAAUCUGGUCUAAAUUGAUGAAUUUGGGUGUUCUAGGCACAAUUUCGUUUGAAGCUGUCAACGACGAUUACCUGAUUCAAGUCUAUAAAUAUUUCUAUCCAGACGUUAAUGAUUUUACUUUGAGAUUUGGUGUUAAAGAUUCAAAUAAAAAUUCAGUGCGAGUUAUGAAAGCUUCCUCAGACAUGAGGAAAAAUGCUCAGGAACUAUUAGAACCCGUUUUAUCCGAACGUGAAAUGGCGCUUAACUCUAAUACCAGCCUGGAAAAUGACAGAAAUGACGAUGAUGAUGACGAUGAUGAUGAUGACGAUGAUGACGAUGACGAUGACGACGACGACGAUGAAUCCGAUCUGGAAAGCUUAGAAGGGGAAGUGGAUACUGACACGGACGAUAACAACGAAGGAGAUGGCUCUGACAAUCACGAGGAAGGUGGAGAAGAAGGAAGUAGAGGAGCUGAUGCUGAUGUGUCCAGUGCACAGCAGCGUGCCGAAAGGGUUGCGGACCCAUGGAUAUAUCAAAGAUCUAGAUCAGCUAUUAAUAUAGAAACAGAAUCAAGGAAUUUGUGGGAUACAUCUGACAAGAACAGUGGUCUACAAUACUACCCCCCUGAUCAGUCUCCAAGUUCUUCCUUUUCUUCUCCUAGAGUAUCGUCUGGUAACGACAAAAAUGACAAUGAGGCAACAAAUGUUUUGUCCAACAGUGGUAGCAAAAAGAAAAACUCAAUGAUCCCUGAUAUUUACAAAAUACUUGGGUACUUUUUACCUUCUAGAUGGCAAGCUCAACCAAAUAACAGCUUGCAGCUAUCUCAAGAUGGUAUUACUCAUUUACAACCUAAUCCUGAUUAUCACUCAUACAUGACUUAUGAAAGAUCAAGCGCUUCUUCUGCCUCUACCAGAAAUAGACUGAGAACCUCUUUUGAGAACUCUGGGAAAGUGGACUUUGCAGUCACUUGGGCAAAUAAGUCAUUGCCAGACAAUAAGUUAACUAUAUUCUAUUACGAGAUUAAAGUUCUCAGUGUAACGAGUACAGAGAGUGCUGAAAAUAGUAACAUUGUUAUCGGAUACAAGUUAGUAGAGAAUGAAUUAAUGGAAGCGACUACAAAAAAGAGUGUUUCUCGUUCAAGCGUGGCCGGUUCUAGUAGUAGCUUAGGUGGUAGUAAUAACAUGAGUUCCAAUAGAGUACCUUCUACUUCUUUCACUAUGGAAGGUACUCAAAGGCGUGAUUAUAUUUAUGAAGGGGGCGUUUCAGCCAUGUCUCUUAACGUGGAUGGUUCCAUAAAUAAGUGUCAGAAAUACGGAUUUGAUCUUAAUGUAUUUGGCUAUUGCGGAUUUGACGGUUUGAUAACUAAUUCUACAGAACAAUCUAAGGAAUAUGCUAAGCCUUUUGGUAGGGAUGACGUUAUUGGUUGUGGCAUAAAUUUUAUCGAUGGCUCAAUUUUUUUCACGAAGAAUGGUAUCCAUUUAGGUAACGCAUUCACCGACUUGAAUGAUCUAGAAUUCGUCCCAUAUGUGGCCUUACGACCUGGGAAUUCUAUCAAAACAAAUUUUGGGUUAAAUGAGGAUUUUGUAUUUGACAUUAUUGGAUAUCAAGAUAAAUGGAAGAGUUUGGCGUAUGAGCAUAUUUGUCGUGGACGCCAAAUGGACGUUUCAAUUGAAGAAUUCGACUCUGAUGAAAGUGAGGAAGAUGAAACUGAAAAUGGGCCUGAAGAAAAUAAAUCAACAAACGUUAAUGAAGAUUUGAUGGAUAUUGAUCAAGAGGAUGGUGCCGCUGGUAAUAAGGAUACAAAGAAGCUUAACGAUGAGAAGGACAACAAUCUGAAGUUUCUUUUGGGAGAAGAUAAUAGGUUUAUAGAUGGAAAGCUAGUUAGACCAGACGUGAACAAUAUUAACAACUUAAGCGUGGAUGACGGUUCAUUGCCUAAUACAUUAAACGUGAUGAUAAAUGAUUAUUUGAUCCACGAAGGAUUGGUGGAUGUUGCAAAGGGGUUUUUGAAAGAUUUGCAAAAAGAUGCGGUUAAUGUCAAUGGGCAACAUUCUGAAAGUAAAGAUGUUAUCAGGCACAAUGAAAGACAGAUCAUGAAAGAAGAACGUAUGGUAAAGAUAAGGCAAGAAUUAAGAUACUUGAUAAACAAAGGUCAAAUUAGCAAAUGCAUCAAUUAUAUCGAUAACGAAAUUCCAGAUCUGUUAAAAAAUAAUCUAGAAUUGGUAUUUGAGUUAAAACUAGCGAAUUAUCUGGUGAUGAUUAAAAAGAGUUCAUCCAAAGAUGAUGACGAAAUUGAAAAUUUAAUUUUGAAGGGUCAAGAAUUAUCUAAUGAAUUUAUCUACGAUACUAAAAUUCCACAAUCUUUGAGGGAUAGGUUUAGUGGACAAUUGAGUAAUGUCUCUGCAUUGUUAGCAUAUUCCAAUCCACUUGUGGAGGCACCAAAGGAGAUAUCAGGAUAUUUGAGUGACGAAUACUUACAAGAGAGAUUAUUUCAAGUUAGUAACAACACAAUACUAACAUUUUUACAUAAGGAUAGCGAAUGCGCAUUAGAGAAUGUAAUAUCAAACACUAGAGCUAUGCUUUCUACAUUACUUGAGUAUAACGCGUUCGGUUCAACCAACUCUUCAGAUCCAAGAUAUUACAAAGCUAUUAACUUCGACGAAGAUGUGUUGAAUUUAUGA